AUGUCGCUAGAAGUAGAAAAUGAUAUAAUACGAGUAAAUAAUCAAUUGUGUAAUUUUUCUAAAGAUGGAAGAUUUUUUGCAACUGCAUAUCAAACGAAUUUAAUUAUAAAGAAUCAUAAAAAAUUGGAUACCAUUCACUCAUUCGUAUUUCCAGAUAUAAUCGAGUAUUUAGAAUGGUCUAAAAAUAGUGAGUAUAUUUUGUGUGCAAAUAUAAAAAAGGCUAUUAUUCAAAUAUAUUCCAUUCGUUAUCCUGAAUGGAAAUAUAAACUAAUUGAAGGUAGUGCUGGUUUAGAAAGUGUUACUUGGUCUCCUGAUAGCAAAUACAUUUUGACAUUAUCAGAUUUCAAUAUUCAGAUAUCUAUAUGGUCCUUGGAAAAUCAAAAUGUAACUCAUAUACAAAAUGUAAAAUCUUCUUUCCAUAAGUUAUAUUUUAGUCCAAAUGGCUAUAAAUUAGCAACAGUAGUUACAAAUGAAGGUAAAGAUAAUAUAGAAGUUUAUAAAACUGACACAUGGAAGCUAAACAAAGUAAGUAAUUUGAUUUAA
Messenger RNA from Eufriesea mexicana, 543 nucleotides. RefSeq names its product WD repeat-containing protein WRAP73-like. Bases 1 to 543 code for a protein of 180 amino acids. Gene Ontology annotation, cellular component: microtubule organizing center; MWP complex. Gene Ontology annotation, biological process: microtubule anchoring at mitotic spindle pole body. The record is from RefSeq and is a predicted model, not a curated record. NCBI's taxonomy places the organism in Eukaryota, Metazoa, Arthropoda, Insecta, Hymenoptera, Apidae. The transcript has 3 exons. Gene Ontology annotation, molecular function: protein binding.